CUUCCGUCAGCUGAGUGUUGUUGAGUAUGGAAUCCUAGAAGGGAUAUUGUCGCGGCGUCUCCAUUACAAAAACAAGCAAUCAUUAUAAACAAAAGCGCGACAAAGCGACAUUUCAUCAAAAGUUAUCAAAAUUUUAAUGAUACAUGAUCUUUGAUUGUAGUUGAAUGCCCCCAGGGAUUAAACUCAGCCACGGCAAUUACAAAUGCGCAUGUAUACGUCCGUAAAGUGUGUUUGUUGUUUAACGCCCAACUAAGGUAUCCAGGGACUGAUAUCAUAAGCAUUGAUCCACACACCCGACCCGAUCACGGUAGAACGCGUAGAUGGUGUAAAAUACGAUGCUAGUUUGUUCAUAAGCAGUCCUCAAUACGUCUACCUCGUCUGCGGCCCGUUUGUAUCCAGUACCGAGAUCGUGUAAAAGUGCACGUUCACCUCAUCCCGACAACGUUUCAAAGCAGUUCGAGCACGUCCGUAGCCGUUCUCAACCCGCUCUUAACCAGUUCAACCUCGUUCACAAUACUUCCAAGCCAGUUCAAACUAAUUCUUAACACGACCAACUCGUUCGCAGUACGUCCUCAUGUCGUCCCAAGUGCGUGUGUAUUAGCGUCCUGGAUACCGAGCGCGUUGUAGACAGUCUUCAUUCAAGUUCAGGGCUACGAGCUGUACACAUCAUGCCUCCAAAGAGACGUCGACCCGGUCGGUGUGCACACGUUCUGAAAUUUAUGUCCGACUGCACCACGUCGAAACACGUCCCUAGUAUGUUCGACGUACGGCAAUUCCGUUCGUUAUACGUCUUUCUCGUUUUAAGUAUGCUGCCAAUCCGACUAAUUGCAGAACGGGAUGGACGGGAUAAAAUUUUGAGCAGACUCAAAGUUCUAGAGCACCCUCCCCGUCCGAGCCCGUCCAUGAAGUUCGUAAAAAGACUGUCAAUAGUUGCUACUACAUCCACUACGUUCAUACACAGUCGACAACAUUUUCACGAACGUAUUGAGAACUAGUUUGGUGUGAUGGGGGUAUUAGACGAUUGAUUUGAAAAAUUGUUGAAUGAAAUAGAAAUGCAAAGAGUUUAUUUGUUGUGAAAACACUUUUAUAUUCCCUUUGGUACUUUGGUUUUAGAAUCAUUUAAGCUAAAAAAGAUACCAUUGGAGUUUGAAAGGGGGAAUAAAUAUUUCUGCGCAUGCUUUGAACAAUUCACUUUAAUGCAACACGUGCGCAACAUUAAAGGAGCAACACGGCAAAGCGACAUCAUCAUAUGUCGAAUAUUUAACGCCUUUUUUUACACAAUUUUAAAAUUGGUCGUCACAUCGACCAUGAAAAAUGUCACGUUUUUUAAGGGUAAAAUCCAACAAAAUAUUAUUGAAAGCGUGACAAUGCGACAAAUAUCGCAUUGUCGCGCUUUGGUUAAUUUGGACACGUUUUGUUUGUCUGUGUAAGUAAGGGGACAGCUCGAAAAUGUCUCUUCUUGGAUUCCAUACACUUUGCUCUGUCUCUAAAAAUCGCAAGUAUACGACGCGCAGAGAGAGCCGCUGACAGGCUUAUGGAACAGACACAUGACGUCAUAAACGUGUGACGUCACAGAAAGGAUACGUCACAUAAAGUCUUAGUCUUUUAUAGAAACGAGACGUGUUUUCUAUUCACGGAUGCUUUUUGCAGCGAUUUGAUCCAAAAUAGCUCAAGUGUUGCUUUGGACAUCGGUUUCCAUUACCUUGUUGGACAUGGAGUUUGAUCCUCAUCACGCUGAAGAUGUCCACAACGCGGCAGCAGAAAUGUGGCGAAAGUAUUUGUUCAUGGGGCGACAUGUGGAGUCUGUGUCCAGUCCAUCUCCCGUAGAUGUCCCGUCUCCCCCUUGCCAUCAGCACCACCUUGAAGACUGGCGGUUACCGCUUCAAUCAAGGAACGGGGUUCUCCGCUCACUCCCACACGACCCGUUCAUCGGCCUUACAAUCCGUGGCUACUUCUUCAGGGGAGUCAUAACCUCAGGUGGUUCAGCCACUGUGUACAGUGUGUUCAAGGAUGGCAAGGUGUUUGCAGCGAAAGUGUCACACCCAAGGAACAACGAGCCGGGCGAAGCUUCGAAAGUAUGGACCAAUGAAUACAGCAUACUCAGUCAGGUCCAACACAAAAACAUCAUCAAGGCCUACGACCUCUUUGAACACAAUGGGCGCCAGGUCUUGAUACUCGAGUAUGUCGGCGGAUGCAAUUUGGCGGAAUUCAUGGACAGGAGGUGUGUGGCUCGGAGACAAAGUUCGAUCAAGAAAAUCAUGAAACAAGUUCUGGACGUUCUUCAAUAUCUCCAUCAACAUAACGUAGCCCAUCAGGACAUAACACCAUCCCAUAUUCUCAUUGGACAGAGUGGAAAGGUCAAAAUCUUAAACUUUGGCGAUGCGACCAGGCUUGGCACGAACAGCUUGUAUCCACAGAACGAGGCAGGGGAUGUUCAAGAUGAUAUUAUCAAGUCAUUUGAUGUAUGGAGGUUUGGGGCGUCUGUAUAUGAAACUCUGACGGGGAAGACGCCACACUUUAUGGGACCAGACCGCAGUGAGCCUGACGUAUCUGGUGUUCAGAGUCCGGACAGAAAGCUAAUGUCGCUUAUUAAGAAGUGUCUAGAUUUAAAUCCUUUGUCUCGAAUUACAGCAAAAGUUGCUUUAAAACACGACUACUUCAAACGUUUUUUCAACUAAUUUUCCUUAACUUACACUUAAUUUUUAAAUUCAAAUGAAAUUGUUUACAGUUCAAUUGUCAGUCCUAAAAACACUUACUGAAAAUGUAAAUUCAUGUUCAAUCAAGAAUUUGUCCAGGAAUGUUUCAUGUAUGUAUAGUGUCUCAUGGAGAGGUAUUGUUUUACUGGAUUAUCUAUUGUUGUAAAUCAAUACAUAUACA
Molecule: messenger RNA, 2877 nt
Organism: Haliotis rufescens (red abalone)
Lineage: Eukaryota; Metazoa; Mollusca; Gastropoda; Lepetellida; Haliotidae
Product: cyclin-dependent kinase 2 homolog
Exons: 2
Coding region: 1713-2678 (321 amino acids)
Biological process (GO): mitotic DNA damage checkpoint signaling; protein phosphorylation
Cellular component (GO): nucleus
Molecular function (GO): protein serine/threonine kinase activity; ATP binding
Source: RefSeq, a predicted model, not a curated record